This is a messenger RNA of Meloidogyne enterolobii, 446 nucleotides long. NCBI's taxonomy places the organism in Eukaryota, Metazoa, Nematoda, Chromadorea, Rhabditida, Meloidogynidae. The record is from the annotation of a GenBank genome assembly.
UUUUCUGCCGUUGAUUUUGAAAUUCGGUUUCCUAUCAUACACUUUUCCCCUCUUUCAUUUAUCGUCGAACGUUUUACCUCCCUCCUCCCACAUUUGUUUGUUCAAAAUGUAUGACUCAUUCCCCCCAUUGAUUUAAAUCCUUUUCACAUUACUGCGCAAAAAACUAAACAUUUAUAUUUUUAAACAGAUAAUUUUAAAAAAUAUUAAAAAUGUCUGCCCCGCCACCUUACAAUCCUCAAUACAAUUGUUAUCCACCACAGCCACAACCUAAUUAUGGUCAGCCACAGCCAGGAUAUGCUUAUGGAGGUCAAUAUCCAGGAUAUCCACAACAGCAGCCACAAGUUGUUGUGGUGGAAAGGAACCGGCCAUCUCGUGACAACAAUUGCUGUCUUUGGGCAUUGUUGGCUCUUUGCUGUGGUUGUUGCAUAGCUGACUGUUGCGAUUAA